Messenger RNA from Entrophospora candida, 354 nucleotides. Lineage: Eukaryota; Fungi; Glomeromycota; Glomeromycetes; Entrophosporales; Entrophosporaceae. The record is from the annotation of a GenBank genome assembly.
AUGAACUCACUAUUUUCUAAAUUUCGUCAAUAUUUAACACCAAAUUAUCACCAUCCUUCAUCAAAACAAUAUGUAAAUAGGGAGUUUUUAAAAAGAAAGAGAGAGCAAGCUUCGAGAGUUGGUAACUAUUUUGCUAUAACACAAAAACGUUCCACGAUAGGAUUACCACAAACUUCACAUAGGGUUAUGGAAGCAUUGGGUUUACGUAAAAUAGGACAUACUGUUUAUCAUUCACAAACACCAUAUAUUGUUGGUAUGAUUAUAAAAGUUAAAGAGUUGUUAUCAGUGAGAAUGAUUGAUCGAAUACCUUCACUUGAAGAGAGAUCUAAACGUGCAGAGAGUGUUUUAUUUUAA